AUGCAUUUCACUACUGCUUUUAUCUCCCUUCUUGCCGCGGCUUCCACUGCUGUGGCUUCAGGAGUCUGGUGCGCUACUGGCUACGAGAAGUUGAACAACUGCAAUACCCAUCAGGGCUUCUCCGCGUGCGAGGAGGACACUGGAUGUUUCAGCGUGGGCGAUAACACAAUCAAGUCUAUCAUUUUCACGGAUAUGAAGGGUUACAAGGCAACCUACUUCCAGGAGAAGGACUGCAAAGGUCCUACCUGGUAUGCCACUAAAGGCGUUUGCGAGAAUGCCGAGUACACCUCGACUGGUUCAUAUGUGGAUAUCAAGUCCUACAGAAUCACCAAGACAUAA
Penicillium odoratum is the source of this 339-nucleotide messenger RNA. RefSeq lists its product as uncharacterized. The transcript has 2 exons. Lineage: Eukaryota; Fungi; Ascomycota; Eurotiomycetes; Eurotiales; Aspergillaceae. The record is from RefSeq and is a predicted model, not a curated record. Bases 1 to 339 code for a protein of 112 amino acids.